UAAACUUUAACAGUCUUUAAAGUGCUAUGAACAUAUUACGCCUUAUUUCUGAAGCCAUAUAAGCGCUUGGAGGAUGAAGAUUCCUGUCUGACAACUUAAAUUUAUAUCCAAUUAGAACUUCUCUUUUUCAUUUUCAUUGAGAUCGAACUCACCGAAAUACGAGUUCACUGAGACAUAAGAAAAGGAAAUUUGCCUACGACCCAUAGACUUUAUGUGAAAGAAAACAAAUUGAAACGUUAAUUACUCAAAUUUUCAAUUUAUAAAUGAGAAAUAUCUGAUAUCAAUCUGAUCAAUCGAUUGGUAAGAAAAAAAAUAAACAAAGUUGCCUAAACUUGUAGAAACGAAGAUAAAUUCUCCAAGUCAAAAAAAAAACUAAGCAAUCACUGAUUAACAGCAACAUAUGUCGCUUCGAAUAACCUACAAAUUAGUUACCAGUUAGUCAAAACAAAAAACAUUUAAACUUAUUACUAAUGUAUUUGACUAAUUUUAACAAAAUUCAUUUAAAAUGCUCUCCAAUCCAAUUAAUAAUAUUUAUCUUCUUAUUUAUUGAUCAAAAUCCCCAAAAUAGAAAAUAAAACUAGUUUUUUACACCAAAAUAUUUAUAUUAGAUAUUAAACUUUAAACAUAUGCAUGUAAAGUAGACCAUAAAAAAAAGUCUAUAAUGAAAUUCCUUUAAGCGCUACCGUGACACUGAAAUCGGCGGCGCGAGCACCCACAAAUUGAAUUAAUUUAUCAAACGUAGACAGUUGACCUGGAGAGAAAGAGAUAUGGUGUCUAGUGGUUUUAUUUGUAUAUUUUUAUUUUUUGCUUUCUUAGAGAUGGAUGACCUCAGAGCUUAGCUUAACUCAACUUGGGCAUCAUCAUCAUCAUUUCUGCAUACCUAACUUACAACUAUCAAAAGUUUGUUAAUUGUUUCACAAUUUUGGCUCUUAAUGUAAACUAAUGGGGCUCGUGUUAUGCAUAGAUACACGUUGAAAGUGGCGUUAGGAGAAGAGUUAGUAUAAAAUGUUAAUGGAUCUGUCCAAAAGUAUCAUUCUCUGUUCGAAGCUUACCAAGUAAACAACAAGAUGCGUGCUUUUUUGACUCUUUGCCUUAUCGCUGUUGCGUCUUCUGAAAGAUUGGGAUACAAUUAUCAGCCCAGCAGUGGUUCACUGGGAGGUGGAAGCGGUAUUGGAGGCGGAUUUGGUAGUGGAAGUGGAUUUGGAGGAGGUCUUAGCUCCGGUGGUUCAUACAGCAGCGGUGGUGGCUUUAGCAGUGGAGGAUUAGGUUCUGCUGGUGGAAUUGGUGGUGGCUCUUACAGCAGCGGAGGUGGAUUUGGCAAUGGUGGAAUUGGUUCUAACUCAUACAGUGGAGGCGGCUAUGCUGCUCCAGCUGCACCAGUUGUUACCGAACUCAACAAGGAAUACUACUUCCACUCUGCACCCGAAGAAGAAUAUGAUGCCGGCAACAGUCAAAAUUCUCAAUCAACUUUGAAGAGGAACUUACGUGUUGUUUUCAUCAAAGCACCAGAAAACAACGGAUUAGCUAAUGCUGCUUUACAGGUUGCCAAACAAUCAACAGAAGAUCAAACUGCCAUUUAUGUUUUGACCAAACAAGCUGAUGUAUCUGAUAUCACCCAGCAAUUGCAACAGGCUCAACAAGUCCAAUCAAAGAAACCUGAAGUACACUUUGUUAAGUACAGGACACAAGAAGAUGCUGCUAAUGCUCAACGUGCUAUUCAAGCUCAAUAUGAUGCUCUAGGUGGAAGUUCAAAGAGUUCCAACGAAGGUGUAGCUCCAGUUUUGAAUUAUGCUUCAAGCAGCCCUGUUUCAAACUACCAAGGAUCUGCUUCACAAAAUGCAGGCAGUUAUUCAGCUGGUGGAAUUGGUUCAGCUUCUGGGCUAUCCGGUUCAUAUGCAGCACCAUCGAGUUCAUUCUCGGCACCAUCAGGCACUGGAUCAUAUUCAGCACCAUCAUCAUCAUACUUAGCUCCAGCUUCAGCUCCAAAGAGCUCUUACUUGCCCCCAGUGGUGGUUUAAGAGUCCAAAAUUGUUAUUGUGAUUUAUAAUUCGA
This is a messenger RNA of Episyrphus balteatus (marmalade hoverfly), 2052 nucleotides long. Its product is annotated as pupal cuticle protein 36-like. NCBI's taxonomy places the organism in Eukaryota, Metazoa, Arthropoda, Insecta, Diptera, Syrphidae. The record is from RefSeq and is a predicted model, not a curated record. The transcript has 2 exons. The coding region runs from base 1068 to 2018 and encodes 316 amino acids.